Messenger RNA from Hyaena hyaena (striped hyena), 2265 nucleotides. It is a transcript of the gene DBH, whose product is annotated as dopamine beta-hydroxylase. The transcript is spliced from 12 exons. Lineage: Eukaryota; Metazoa; Chordata; Mammalia; Carnivora; Hyaenidae. Gene Ontology annotation, cellular component: secretory granule membrane. Gene Ontology annotation, biological process: octopamine biosynthetic process; norepinephrine biosynthetic process; dopamine catabolic process. Bases 29 to 1861 code for a protein of 610 amino acids. The record is from RefSeq and is a predicted model, not a curated record. Gene Ontology annotation, molecular function: copper ion binding; dopamine beta-monooxygenase activity.
UCCCGGCGGGCGGCCGCGCUCCCCAGUCAUGCAGGUCGCCGGCCCCAGCAUGAGAGAGGCGGCCUCCAUGUACGGCACGGCGGUGGCCGUCUUCCUGGUCAUCCUGGUGGCCGCGCUGCAGAGCUCGGCACCCCCCAAGAGUCCGUUUCCCUACCGCAUCCCCCUGGAUCCCGAGGGGUCCCUGGAGCUCUCCUGGGAUAUCAGCUACGUGAACGAGAUGGUCUACUUCCAGCUCCUGGUGCGGGAGCUCAAGGCCGGCGUCCUGUUCGGGAUGUCGGACCGCGGCGAGCUGGAAAAUGCUGACCUGGUCGUGCUCUGGACCAGCGGAGACAGCGCCUACUUUGGGGAUGCCUGGAGUGACCAGUGGGGACAGAUUCACCUGGAUUUCCGGCAGGAUUACCAGCUGCUGAAGGCGCAGAGAACCGCGGAAGGCCUGAGCCUGCUCUUCAAGAGGCCCUUUGACACCUGUGACCCCAAGGAUUACCUCAUCGAGGAUGGCACCGUCCACCUGGUGUACGGGAUUUUGGAGGAGCCGUUCCGGGCGCUGGAGGCCAUCAACAUCUCGGGGCUGCAGACGGGGCUGCAGAGGGUACAGCUGUUAAAGCCCAACAUCUCCGUCCCGGCCUUGCCCGCCGACAAGCGCACCAUGGAGAUCCGUGUCCCAGACAUCCUGAUCCCCAACCAGGAGACCACCUACUGGUGCCACGUCGUUGAACUUCCAGAUGGUUUCACGAAGCACCACAUCGUCAUGUACGAGCCCAUCGUCACUGAGGGCAAUGAGGCGCUGGUGCACCACAUGGAGGUCUUCCAGUGUGCCGCCCAGUUCGAGACCUUCCCCCGGUUCAGCGGGCCCUGCGAUUCCAAGAUGAAGCCCCAGCGGCUCAACUACUGCCGACACGUGCUGGCCGCCUGGGCCCUGGGCGCCAAGGCCUUUUACUACCCGGAGGAAGCAGGCCUUGCCUUUGGGGGUGCCGGGUCCUCCAGAUUUCUCCGUCUGGAAGUUCACUACCACAACCCACUGAUGAUCCAAGGCCGUCGCGACUCCUCGGGCAUCCGCCUGUACUACACGGCCACGCUGCGCCGUUUCGACGCGGGCAUCAUGGAGCUGGGGCUGGUGUACUCGCCCGUGAUGGCCAUUCCCCCGCGGGAGAGCAACUUCGUCCUCACCGGCUACUGCACGGACAAGUGCACCCAGGUGGCCCUGUCUCCCUCGGGGAUCCACAUCUUUGCCUCUCAGCUGCACACACACCUGGCGGGGCGGCAGGUGGUCACCGUGCUGGUCCGGGGCGGCAGAGAGAGGGAGGUUGUGAGCAAGGACGACCACUACAGCCCUCACUUCCAGGAGAUCCGCAUGUUGAAGAAGCCGGUGUCUGUGCACCAGGGGGACGUGCUCAUCACUUCUUGUACAUACAACACGGAAGACAGGAAUCUGACCACCUUGGGGGGCUUUGCUAUCACGGAGGAGAUGUGCGUCAACUACAUCCACUACUACCCCCUGACACAGCUGGAGCUCUGCAAGAGCACCGUGGACCCGGGUUUCCUGCAGAAGUAUUUCCACCUGGUGAACAGGUUCAAUGAUGAGGAAGUGUGCACCUGCCCCCAGGCCUCUGUCCCUGAGCAGUUUGAGUCGGUGCCCUGGAACUCCUUCAAUCGCGAGAUGCUCAGGGCCCUGUAUGGCUUUGCCCCCAUCUCCGUGCACUGCAACAAGUCUUCGGCCGUUCGCUUCCAGGGCGAAUGGAAUCUGCAGCCCCUUCCUGAGAUUGUCCUCAAGCUAGAAAAGCCCAGCCGUCACUGCCCAGCCAGCCAGGGGCAGGGCCCCUCCGGCCUCACCGUGGUCAGCAUCGGCGGGGGCAGAGAUUGAGUGGGGGACGGUCUCUCGCUCCCAGCUCGGCGCCGUGGCUGUGGAAUCACACCAGCUCUGUGCACCCCCACUCUUUGAAGACCCCCUGCGGGACAGCUCUGUGUGCCCAGGAUGAAUGGGCAGAGCCAGCCCCUGCCUGAGACCACGGUCCAUUCUAGCGUUUGCCCCUCAAGGAUCCCCCUGCAUGGCCGAGAGGGUCCUGUGAGAGUCCCUUUGACCCACCUGGGACUGGGGCGACCAAGGCCUUCUCUGCACUCCCCUGGGUGGCCCAGAGCCCCACCUACCGCACUGGGAGGGGCUGGUCCUAGCUGCGGGGCAGACCCCCCCACGGCCCCCCGUGUCCCCAGCCCCCAGCGACGGCGAUCUGUGUUGGUGCAUUGGGUACAUGUGCUACUUAAACAUUU